AUGUAUGUUGUUGUUCCUGAAGUGAAAACCACACCAUUUCGGCCACCUGCAGUAGCAAACACGUCAAAGACCGUCCCGUUUAACAAAGUUCUGCAGUUUACGGUAUGCCUGAUAGGCCUUUAUGUCGUUUUCGCUGUGGUCUUUUAUUACUACAUUGUUGAUAAUUCUCCCUCUACGCGCAUCGUGUACACGUAUUCCCCACAACAGACCUCGAAUACAUCUGGAAUCAGUGAAAUAAACGCUGAACUUGGCAGACGACUGUCUUUUCCGGUAUGGAAUAUUGCAAAGGAGAAGGUGGCCGUUAUUGUGCCUUACAGGAAGCGGAGGGACGAUUUGCUUAUUUUUCUUACUCGUAUCAUUCCAUUUCUAAACCAGCAGAAGAAAGAGUAUGCUAUAGUUAUUACGGAACAGGCCAACAGUGAAGCCUUCAAUCGAGCCAAACUCUUUAAUGUUGCUGUCAAGGAGAUUAGGCAGGCUUCGCCUGGUGACCGACUGCGUGACAUCCAGUGUUUCAUCCUGCAUGAUGUUGACAAACUGCCGAUUUCAUCUUCCGCUCUGUACGAAUGUGGACAAAGCGUCAGGCAAUUGGCCACGUCAUUUCGAUCUGAGAAUAAAACUCUACGGUUGUACGAUGAUUUCCUAGGAGCUGUUACAGCCUUCAGAUGGGAACACAUUGAACGCAUCAAUGGCGCCUCAAACAUCUUCUAUGGCUGGGGCGGAGAGGACGAUGACUUGGCAGCUCGUCUAAGACUUAACAAAAUUCCAGUGGACAGAGCUUCCGACAACGACGGCAUAUUCGACGAAUUUGAUGCCAAUCAUCCACGCGAUAUGAACGAAAUGCGAAUAGAGUUAACUACAGAAGAGAGCGUCGCUCGUCGCUGGAAAACAGAUGGGCUUAAUCAAACAAGCUACCAUCUCCAUGACAGAAUUAACUACGAUUUUUUUGUCUGGCUUUUGGCGUCCGUUUAA
Molecule: messenger RNA, 969 nt
Organism: Dibothriocephalus latus
Lineage: Eukaryota; Metazoa; Platyhelminthes; Cestoda; Diphyllobothriidea; Diphyllobothriidae
Source: the annotation of a GenBank genome assembly